This is a messenger RNA of Dalotia coriaria, 1453 nucleotides long. Its product is annotated as mpv17-like protein 2. Gene Ontology annotation, biological process: mitochondrial ribosome assembly; cellular response to reactive oxygen species. The transcript has 3 exons. The coding region runs from base 268 to 948 and encodes 226 amino acids. Lineage: Eukaryota; Metazoa; Arthropoda; Insecta; Coleoptera; Staphylinidae. Gene Ontology annotation, cellular component: membrane; mitochondrion; cytoplasm. The record is from RefSeq and is a predicted model, not a curated record.
UUUUUGAACAAUUUCAGUAGAUUUGAAGGACGCCUAACCUGUCAUUUUUGUUAUAAGAGGGUCUUCUUCUAAUACCUUCACGUGUGCAGCAUUGUACAAAAAUACUCAUCAAAAAUAAAGUAUGCCUUCUUGGCACAAAAUUCUCAGUUCGCCUUAAAUUGGCAUUUAAGUCUUGUGAUAUUUAAGUGGAAGUAACCUACAAAACCUAUUCUAGUUAUUUCUCCUUGACUGGUAAUCUAGAUUAAAAAAGAUCAACUCAUUAUCAAGAUGUUAUCCUUACUACGAACGCGUUUACCGAUUACCCAAAUAGUACGUCAUGUCAAGGGAGAAGCAUACAGACAAGUACCAAAGAUAUCAACACAAAUUCGUGGAGGCACCUUAUUCAAUGAUGUAUUUGGGAAAUAUUUGUUUAUAACAAACACAGUCACAUCAGGUGUUCUCAUGGGUCUUGGUGAUUUGGCUCAACAAGAAAUUGAAUACAGAAGACACAUGAUGGCAGAAAGAUAUGAUUGGGCUAGAAUGGUGAGAAUGUUUCUGGUUGGAUUAUCAAUGGGUCCUCUACAUCACUAUUUCUAUAAAUAUUUAGAUAGUUACAUACCAAAGAGAAAUCUCUUCUCUAUAACAAAGAAGAUUCUACUUGAUCAAUUAUUAAUGUCACCUGUAUGCAUUGCUUGGUUCUUCUAUGGAAUGGGAAUUUGUGAGAAUAAAGAUUUACAAGAGUGUACCAAAGAAAUUAACGGCAAAUUUGUCGAAGUGUAUUUAAUCGACUGGAGCGUUUGGCCACCGACACAAUUCAUAAAUUUUUAUUUCUUGCCCGUGCAAUAUCAAGUAUUGUACAUUAAUUUCGUAACAAUGGUGUACAACGUUUUCUUAUCAUACAUCAAACAUAGAGAACAGGCCAUGGAGAACAGGUAUAACUAUUUUAACGACUAUGUACGCGUUGAAUGAAGUCAGAAACGAAAAAAGACAAUAAUUUGUAGUCAAUCUAGUCAACAGUCACAGUAUCAUUGAUUUAUUUUGAUGCUAUCAUUACUAUUUUUGCUUGAUUUUGCAUGAAUCAGACUUUGCUAGUGUAACAACUUAACUUUUUUUACUUUUAUAUUUAUUUGAUUUGAUUAAUUUGUUUUAAUUUAUUUCCACGUUUGUUUUGUUUUAGAAAAGUAUAAACUGCUUGCAAAAAACUAACAUUUGAGAGAGUGAAUCAUUGCAAAAUUGUUCUGUUUGAACUUGCAAACAAUUUGGGACCUGAGCAGUUCAUAACAUGGAAUGCUUUAUCAUGUAUUAUUUCCUGUAUUACCAAUGUAUCAAAAUGCAUAUAAAAUUGUAAAUAUCUCAGAGAUAUUAAACUAUUUAUUGAUUGUACAUGUACUUAAAUGACGUCCAGCACUUAAAAGACGUAUCGUUAGAAAUUGACUUAAUAAAACUUGUACUUAUAAAGUUUUUUUGACCGAAA